UCUUAUCCAUUAUGUCAUGCGCCGAUGGCUUCGUCCAUUCCGUCGUGUGCCGGCGGCCGCCGUGCCUCGCAAGGGAGGAUGGAGGACGCUCGCCGGGACUAUGUAGGAUGUUCGUCGGGGCGAAUGCAGCGGAGACGGCGCGGCGAGGUGGGGUCGUGGUGGUGCUUGUCCGGCCGUCGUGCCUCUCGCGGGAGGAUGGGCGACGCUCGUUGGGGCGUGUGCGGCAAACACGGCUUCUGGCGCAUGUCGAGGUGGAGCAGCGGCAUUGGUUGUCGGCCAACAUGAGGAGGCAAAGGCGGCCAAGGCAAUGAGGCACCGCGUCGGCUAGCGAAGUGGCGGCCAGAGCAGACGACGACGGGAAGGCAAGGAGGCACGGGCGUCGGAUAUUCAAGGGGCGGCCGGAGGAUAGGACGACGAGAGAAAAUCGACCAUGGAUGCGGAGGUGUUUGCAUCAGGUAGGAGCAGAGGCGACAACGGAGUGGAUUGGGCUUCAGCACUCGCACUGCUGGUGAAGAGAGAGCAUGCCCGGAGGAGGAAGGAUAAAUCAAUUGAGUCCCGACCCGGAUUGGAGUUCGCUGCUAUAAGAAGGAAGUGUUCUUGGCCGGAAUCUCCAUCAGAAAAAACAUCAAAUCCCAGAAUUCUUGGUCUAGAGAAGCAUCAUGUCGCCUUUGAGUUCGCUGGAGGAAGAAGCACCGAGUUCACCAGAGGUAGAAGAACGUUUGUCGAGCCAACCAAUAUCGCCAACGGUGGCUACACCAGAGGCAUAAUUGAUUCCUCAUCGACACUAGCAAAUUCUGCCGCGAAUGAAUUAAAUAUGGGCGCAUGAUUGCUCACAUUGAUAUCAUCCAUGUUGACGUCAACAUUGUCUUCUGGUAUUAAGGAUCCUCUCUCAAUGAUGCUUUCAUCUCAUCUAGUACCUCCUUACUUUUUCUUUUAUCACAUCCGGAUGGAUACUUUCUACCUGAACCCGAUAUGACGGUGCUAAAAUUGAAAGUAAAAUAUUAGAUUAAUUACAGAAGAUUUGAAUCUAAUACAAUGACAAAAUCUGCUAGGGCAUAGUAUAGUACCUUCUCUCUGUAGUCUAAUUUAGCUAUGUGUGCGCAAUGAUUUGAUCACCUGAAAACAGAUCCCUAUUGACAAGGUCGAUCGAUCGAUCGGAAAUCGGGAUUAGAAAAAGAAAGAAACAAGAAGAACAGGCGAGGGCAGAAGGCGUGCGAGAGAGGUACCUGCCGCGGUCAUCGCGUCGGUUGUCAGGAGGUAGAGUUCAGAUCUUGAACACGAUUAGACGAACAGAGGUCAGGGGACAUGCAAAAGAGCAGGGAACGAGAUGACCAAACGAUCCGAAAGAAAAGAAAAUCCUGCGUGAAUCGAGCGAUUCCUUUCCUAUGCACGUCUCUGCCUGUACGUGCAAGCAUGGGCCAGGCCCGUCAUCUCUCCUUUUCUUUCCUAGGCCUAGCACGUGAGGCUGAGGCGUCGCUGAGUUAAUUUGGUUCAGUUUUUCUUCGCUCGAGGUAUAUACCUGUAUUGUACCCUACGUACACAUACCUGUGAGGGGCCCCCUGACUUUCGGGGGCCCGGGGCGGCCGCCCCGUUUGCCCCCCCUCAGGGCCGGCCCUGUAGCUAACUGAGUACCCUUAGUCAGUCCCUCAAGCUUUUGUGUGUUUAGAGAUUUAUUUAGAGAUGGUAACUGAGCACUAGGCUGUUAUCUGUGCUGUUUGAUUCUUUCCAUGCACUGUGGCUGGACAUGAUGUUGGUAAAUACACUAGAGAUCAUGGGCUGAGACAAUACAAUAGAGAUCAUGUCGAGGCUGGAAAAUUUGCUGAACUUGUGGUGCCUGUGUUCCUUCUCACAGUAGUUGUUUUAUGUGGUGAAAGUUUUAGAGGCCAAAUAACAGUUAUAUUGUUCCAGGAUUUUCAGUCCAAGCAAUUUUAUGUCUUGCAAGAAUUAUGUGGUUAAUAUUUCUGCAGAGUUUACAAACAAGAGUGAAACCAAUAAUGAUGAGUGAUGAUUACGGUAUGAUUGUUGGAUCAAUAAUUCAUAGCAAGGAAGCUAUUUUACUGGAAAAAGUAAAUCCAGUAUUAAACUUAGUAAAUCGUUGGGUGGAUCAGAUUAGAUGUGGCUUAAACCUUCGCCGCUCCCUGCCAUUUAGUAUCGGCCGGAGUCUGUUUGGGCUAACCAAUGUGGAGCAGAGUGGCAAUGGAGAUACCCAGUCUCACAUGCUUUAUUCUUCUUCAUGUAGUAUAACAGAGCUUGGUUGUAGCUAACUGCGCCCUCAGUCAGUCCCUCAACUUUUUGUGUCUUCAGAGAUUUAUUUAUAGAUGGUAAAAUAAAGAUCUUGAUGUAUCGACGGUUUGCGGUCAUGGGGCUGUUCUGUUACAGUUCAGGAUACUCAGUUUCCUCCUGCUGGUAUCAUCAUCUCCCUGUAAUGUGAUGUAGCACAGUACUAUGCACUUCAGCACUAAGCCAAGAACCUAAGCUAGCUUACUUGUGGGUCCGCUCCAGAUUUUGUCGAUUGUAUUUGUGUAUAAUUCGUGAGGGGUUAUAGAGAGUCAAUUAACAAGUCAAUUAAUACGAACAUGUUUGUCUCUACUGUCCUAUGAACAUACUCGCUAUAAGAACACUAAUUACAAGAAUAUGACGA
Triticum urartu is the source of this 2641-nucleotide messenger RNA. Lineage: Eukaryota; Viridiplantae; Streptophyta; Magnoliopsida; Poales; Poaceae. The record is from RefSeq and is a predicted model, not a curated record.